Messenger RNA from Arachis stenosperma, 1676 nucleotides. RefSeq lists its product as uncharacterized. Lineage: Eukaryota; Viridiplantae; Streptophyta; Magnoliopsida; Fabales; Fabaceae. The record is from RefSeq and is a predicted model, not a curated record. The coding region runs from base 10 to 1584 and encodes 524 amino acids. The transcript has 2 exons.
AUUGAUCAAAUGCUUGAUCGAUUAGCCGGUAAAUCAUAUUGUUGUUUUCUUGAUGGUUACUCCGGUUACUUCCAAAUUCACAUUGCUCUAAAGGACCAAGAAAAAACCACAUUUACUUGCCCCUUUGGAACGUAUGCUUACAAGCGUAUGCCGUUUGGCCUAUGCAAUGCACCGGCAAUGUUUCAAAGAUGCAUGAUGAGCUUAUUUGCGGACUUUCUAGAGCAAUCUAUGGAAGUUUUCAUGGACGACUUUAGUGUGUAUGGUGAUUCAUUUGAGCAUUGCUUAGGUAACCUUGAAAAAGUCUUAGAGAGAUGCACCAAAACAAACCUUGUCUUAAAUUUUGAAAAAUGUCAUUUCAUGGUCAAACAAGGCAUUGUUUUGGGACACAUAGUCUCAAAAGAAGGCAUCUCCGUAGAUCCGGCAAAAAUAAAUGUCAUAUCUAGUUUACCUUACCCCUCCUCCGAGAGGGAAGUCCGCUCUUUUCUUGGACAUGCAGGAUUCUACCGGAGGUUCAUCAAAGACUUUAGCAAGGUGGCCUUACCUCUCUCUCGACUACUACAAAAGGACACGGAAUUUGAGCUAAGCAAGGAAUGUAUGGAAGCAUAUGACAAACUUAAAGUAGCAUUGACACAAGCUCCUAUUGUGCGAGGACCAAAUUGGACUCAACCAUUUGAAAUCAUGUGUGAUGCUUCGAAUUACGCGAUAGGAGCCGGGUUGGCACAACGCGAGGUUGAGAUGGUUGGCGGUUUGACCACUUUGGCGAGGUUGAAGGCUGCCAUGGACCGGGAGAUGGCUUCGGAGGCUUCCCCUUCUACUCCUUCGUCCCAACCUGCAGAUGACUCUCGUGCCGUGUCUCAAGAGGUAGCCGCGCCCGAGGUUAGAGGCGAUGUUCACGUUGCUUCGGGCCUGGUAACUUCUGGGGGUGAUGAGGAGGUAGUCGUGGUCUUGGCAUCCGGUGCUUCUCGGAAGCGAAAAAGGCCGGAGGAGGUUAGUAGUGAAAUUCUGGAGGAGGAAGGGGGUUCUGUUCCUUCCGUGAUGGACUGGAGGUUUGAUGCUCCGGCUUUCAUUGACCAGCACCUUAUGCUUGAAACUGAGAAAUUCUUUCAUGAUUGUGACGUUGCUGUUCAAGCGAAGUCGGUCUAUCGGGCUCUUCUUUGUUUCGCUGUGAUCAUUCGGAAGGCCGAGCCCAUGAUGUCUCAGGUGGGUCUUCUGAAUAAGAAGCUGUGUCAGUCCCAAGCUGAGGUGAUAAAGGUGAAGGAGCAGCUUGCGGCGUUGGAUUCGGCUAGGGAGAAGGUUGUCAAAAAUUCUGAGGACGCUGGGGCCGAGCUUCUCCAUCUGUCUGAGGUUGAGACUUUUCUGUUAUCUCAGCUGGGCGGGGAGCGAAAGCGGGCUUCCGACGCCAAAUCUCAAGCUGUCGUGCUUCUUGAUGAGGUAAAUAUUUUGAAGGCCAAGGUUGCUGCUCUGGAGGUCGAGACCGAGGGUCUGAAGAAGGAGAAGGUGGAACUGCUGGCGGAUGUAAAGAGCGCUAUCGCUGCUACUGAGGAGACGAUGAGGGCCCAAGCUUCGGUCCUGCGCCGAACGUAGACGUGUCCGUGAUGGAGGCAUUUAAGACUGUCCGUGAUGGCCAGAUCUUCGAUUUCCAGUAGGCUUUUAUUGUAUCUUUUGGUUGUAUUCUG